GCUCCCGCGGCUCCGGGGACGGCGAGACGGGCAAGCCCAGGAAGGUGGCGCUCAUCACGGGCAUCACGGGCCAGCCUAGAGGUCUCAGUUCCAGAGAGAGGGAUGCUUCCAGCAGGAGACACAGCAGUGACCCCACUGAACUGAAGUUAAGACUCACCGGCCACUUUGGGCUCCUCAGGCCUCUGAGUCAACAGGCCCAGAAGGGUGUCACGGGGUUGGCGGAGUGAUUGACCCUGACCACCGGGCUGGACAGCUGCUCCGCAGUGGAAGAGUGGAAAAGCACAGCAAAGCCACGCAGGCAGGACUGUUCAUGUCCCAGACCCUUCAGAAGUGAAGGUUUCGGUCACCCCACCAGGACGGCUCCUACUUGGCCGAGUUCCUGCUGGAGAAGGGCUACGAGGUCCAUGGAAUUGUACGGCGAUCCAGUUCAUUCAAUACUGGUCGAAUUGAACAUCUGUAUAAGAACCCCCAGGCUCAUAUUGAAGGAAACAUGAAACUGCACUAUGGCGACCUCACCGACAGUACCUGCCUCGUAAAGAUCAUCAAUGAAGUGAAGCCGACCGAGAUCUACAACCUCGGAGCCCAGAGCCACGUCAAGAUGGUAACCUGGGAGGAUGGCGACAGAUCAGCCAAUAAUGAUACUUCUUCUCUGUCUCUGCUGUCUCGGAAGAUUUCUUUUGACCUGGCUGAAUAUACUGCGGACGUCGAUGGGGUCGGCACCUUACGGCUUCUGGAUGCAGUGAAGACCUGUGGCCUUAUCAACUCUGUGAAGUUCUACCAAGCCUCAACAAGCGAGCUUUAUGGGAAAGUGCAGGAAAUACCGCAGAAGGAGACCACUCCUUUCUACCCGCGCUCGCCAUACGGGGCAGCAAAGCUCUAUGCCUAUUGGAUUGUGGUGAACUUCCGGGAGGCGUAUAAUCUGUUCGCGGUGAACGGCAUCCUCUUCAAUCAUGAGAGCCCCAGGAGAGGAGCUAAUUUUGUUACUCGAAAAAUUAGCCGGUCAGUAGCUAAGAUUUACCUUGGACAACUGGAAUGUUUCAGCUUGGGGAAUCUGGACGCCAAGCGAGAUUGGGGCCACGCCAGGGACUACGUGGAGGCCAUGUGGCUGAUGCUGCAGAGUGAUGAACCCGAGGACUUUGUCAUAGCCACGGGGGAGGUCCACAGCGUCCGGGAAUUCGUAGAGAAGUCGUUUCUGCACAUCGGAAAAACCAUCGUGUGGGAAGGAGAGAAUGAAAAUGAAGUGGGCAGGUGCAAAGAGACCGGCAAAGUUCACGUGACCGUGGAUCUCAAGUACUACCGACCAACUGAAGUGGACUUUCUGCAGGGAGACUGCACCAAAGCGAAGCAGAAGCUCAGCUGGAAGCCCCGGGUCGCCUUCGAUGAGCUGGUGAGGGAGAUGGUGGACGCCGACGUGGAGCUCAUGAGUACCAACCCCAACGCCUGAGCGCCCAGCGGUGCCCGCGCCCGGGCCGCCGAGGUUUGCAGCAGCCGGGACGGGUUCCCGCGGCGCCCCCUCUACUUUUGUCCAGGCCUCUGCUCUGAUCGGUUCUGGUAGUCAAGGUGUUUUGAUCACAUACUCACUGUACUUGAAAUCAUGUCUCUAGACAAGUGAAAUUGUGGGGCUUUCAAAUGGCUUUUCUCUUUUCUUAUUAAAAAUGUCCUUUCUCUUAACCUGCA
Molecule: messenger RNA, 1677 nt
Organism: Physeter macrocephalus (sperm whale)
Lineage: Eukaryota; Metazoa; Chordata; Mammalia; Artiodactyla; Physeteridae
Gene: GMDS
Product: GDP-mannose 4,6-dehydratase
Exons: 13
Coding region: 491-1444 (317 amino acids)
Biological process (GO): GDP-mannose metabolic process
Cellular component (GO): cytoplasm
Molecular function (GO): GDP-mannose 4,6-dehydratase activity
Source: RefSeq, a predicted model, not a curated record